AUGUAUCUUGAUUCUUUUAAAAAUACUUUUUUCGUUGAUAUUUUAGAAUAUUUCAAUGUAAUACAAAUUAUAGAAUAUCCAAAUGACAUAUCUACUUCAUCUUCAUCUUUAAAUAAAAAAUUUUCUAAUCAAGACGAGAAAAAAAAUUCAAUACUUCUAAAAGACGAUAGCUCGAUAAAAGAUUAUAUUCCAGAAUACCAUUAUAGCCCGAAACUAAGUUCAUCUCAAAUAGAUAUAAGGCAUUCAGAGCUUUCUAGUGAUGAAACCGUUCAAGAUACAGAAUGGAUCCUCAGGGAUCCUUAUUGUGUUACAUGGCAUAAUGAAAAUGAUAUAGAUAACCCACAAAAUUGGUCAAUAAGAAUGAAAACAGUGAUGAUGAUUCAAACUUCAAUAUUAACUUGUGUCACCUAUAUGGGUGCCUCAAUAUAUACUCCAGGACAAGAGGAUAUUCAGAACGAAUUUAAUGUGGGCCAUAUUGUCGGUACCUUAAAUUUAUCUGUGUAUGUUCUUGGUUAUGGAUUUGGACAAGUAUUUUUUGCACCUCUUUCAGAAGUCAGUACUAUUGAUAGACAGAUAAUAUAUUCGCUAACUUUAUUAUUUUAUUCAAUUUUCCAAAUUGGAUGUGCUACCGUCAAUAAUAUUGGAGGGUUAAUUGUCAUUAGAUUCAUUACUGGAUUUUUAUCUUCCCAAGCUUUGGCAACCACUGGUGCAACAAUGGCUGAUUUUUUAGAUGCAAGGUAUUACGCUUAUUUAUUAGGUUUAUGGUCAGUAGGUGCCAUAGCAGCCCCGAUUUUAGCACCUCUCUUGGGUGCUUGUAUGGUUGUUGCCAAGAAUUGGAGAUGGAUUUUUUGGUUUCUAUGUUGGUUAAGUGCAACAAUUACCUUAAUUACCAUGUUUUUUUACCCAGAGACUAAUCAUGCUAACAUAUUACAUCGUCGUGCUAAGCGUCUCAGAAAACAGAUAGGAGAUAAUAAAUACUAUACAAUGGAUGAGAAAAAAAUGCAAACUUUAUCAUAUAAAGAAUUUGCCAUUACAAUUUUAUAUAAACCAUUUAAAAUAAUGAUCCAUGAACCAAUCAUUAUGGCGUUUGAUGUUUACUCAGCAUUGGUAUAUGCGGUGUUUUAUAUUUUCUUCGAGGCUUUCCCCUUAGUAUUUAGCGGUAUCUAUCACUUUACCUUAAUUGAACUUGGACUAUCAUAUAUGGGGUUUGCUGUUGGUACUGCUAUAUCUUACCCACUUUUUGCAUGGUUUAUUUACAAAUAUAUUAGUCCAAAAUUAGAUCUUCCGAGGUUUCAACCAGAAUCUUUCUUGGUAAUUAUCCUAUAUCUUUGUUGGCUGUUUCCAAUAGCUUUGUUCAUGUUUGGUUGGACAGCAGGAGUUCAUUGGUCAUUACCCAUGGUUUCAGAAAUUGUAUUUUGUAUUUUUCAAUUUACUUUUUUCCAAAUUAUUUUUACAUAUUUAGCCCUAUCUUAUCCAACUCACGUGGCAUCUGUAUUUGCUGGUAACGGUGUAGUAAGAUCAUGUUUAGCAGGGGCCUUCCCACUAUUCGGAGAUAUUUUGUUUAAUAAUUUAGCUACACCAAAAUUUCCUGUUGCCUGGGGUUGUUCUGUUUUAGGAUUUAUAGCUUUGGCAAUGUGUACAAUUCCUUUUCUUAUCUAUAAAUUUGGUGCUUAUUUGCGUAGUAAAUCAAGCUAUACUGAUUAA
This is a messenger RNA of Henningerozyma blattae CBS 6284, 1704 nucleotides long. RefSeq names its product MFS transporter. The record is from RefSeq and is a predicted model, not a curated record. The transcript has a single exon. Lineage: Eukaryota; Fungi; Ascomycota; Saccharomycetes; Saccharomycetales; Saccharomycetaceae. Gene Ontology annotation, biological process: xenobiotic detoxification by transmembrane export across the plasma membrane. The coding region runs from base 1 to 1704 and encodes 567 amino acids. Gene Ontology annotation, molecular function: fluconazole transmembrane transporter activity.